AAGCCGAGGAUCUCCGAGGAGCUCCGAGGAGCGUCAGUAGGAGCGUCCGCUCCUCCUCAGCAUCCACCCCGAGGAGCGGGGGAAGCUCCGCAGGAUCCCGGAGCGCAGAGCGGUGGGCCAUGCCGUUGGUGAAGCGGCUCAUCGAGCCCCGGUUUCUGUGCCGCGGCGCCCUGCCUGACGGCGUCAUCAGUGAACUCGAGUGCGUCACCAACAGCACGCUAGCUGCUGUCAUCAAACAGCUGGGAGGCCUCAGUCGCCAUGCAGAGGACAUCUUCACCGAGCUCUUCACUGAAGCCAACACCUUCUACUUGAGGAUGAGCAGCCUGCAGGAGAGGGUGGACCUUCUGGCUGUGAAGGUGACUCAGCUGGACUCCACGGUGGAGGAAGUGUCUCUGCAGGAUAUAAACAUGAGGAAGGCUUUCAGAAGCAGUACCAUCCAGGACCAGCAGGUGGUGUCACGGGCCUCCAUCCUCAACCCGGUUCUGGAGAUGUACCAACGCUGUGACGAACCCCCCCCCCUCAACAUCCUGACUCCUUAUAGGGACGAUAAGAAGGACGGUAUGAAGUUCUACACCGACCCGUCUUACUUUUUCAGCCUAUGGAGGGAGAAGAUGCUUCAGGCCACCGAGAACAAACGAAAGGCGAAGAGAAGACAGAAGGAACAGAAACAUGUGGAGGAGUCCUCAGGAAGGGAGGUGAAGAAGGUCCGUAAAGCCCGUAACAGACGCCAGGAGUGGAACCUGAUGGCGUACGACAAGGAGCUCCGCCCCGAUGCUCGGAGGUCCCCGUCCCCCUUCCACACCUCUGACGGCUCCAUGUCACCUGAGAGGUCAUACGACCUGUCCUUCCACACCAGUCCCCACUACCACGAGGCCCAGGGGCAUGAUGGGAAGGAUCAUGUGGCGGUGGCGAGCGGUCAGACCCAGUCAUUGAGCCGCGCCCUCCGACCCGCCUCUGGGUCAUCUGUGGUCGCCCUGGCAACCGCCCACCAGCACUCACUGAGCCGCAACCAGCCGCACCAUCUAGCCCACCCCCCAGCGCUCACUGGCUCGGCCAGUCAGAAUGGAGCACGGACCAACUCUGCCAAGGAGGCCAAUGGCCAUCAGAUCCCUCCAGACCCCCCCCCUCCUCCUCCCCUCAUACCGUCAGCCGCACAAAUGCCGUUUCCCAACAUCUCCGCUCACGCAGCUGCCAUGGCAACCCCACUGCACCCUGCCGCUGCCGGUAACCAAGGUGGCGCCGCGGCACUCUCGCGCCCCUACAACCUCUCCCCUCCACCGCCCCCCCCAGCCAACCCCUCCCCCUCUCGACCCGGAGGCCCGCCCCCCCCCCUCGCUAACGUACCACUGACGACAGACAGUAGGAAGCUUCCCGUCGGGCCAAGCGUGCCACUGAAUGAUGGCCGCAGCGACCUGCUGGCCGCCAUACGCAGAGGCAUCCAGCUGAGGAAGGUUCAGGAGCAGCGUGAGCAGGAGGAGGCCAAGAAACGAGAGCCCGCAGGAAACGACGUGGCCACCAUCCUGUCGCGGCGCAUCGCCGUAGAGUACAGUGAAUCCGAGGAUGAGUCAGAACCCGAGGACCAGGAGUGGUCCGACUGAGGGGGUUUCACCCUGCCGGUCCAGAAGCAUUUAACACACACAAAUACAAUAGAUGUAAAUGUUCUUUAGGUAGAACCUCAUAGUCCCAGUUCUACAAUCCCCAGAGGGUGAAACCAUUACAUUGUGAUGACUCUUCUAUUCAGGACAGUUCAAAGUGGGGCUGGGCGGUACCAACUGGUGUCACACCACAGUGACGUUGCUCUUUGGCAGGCAGCAGAACUCAUCAGUACACGUCUUCACAGAGCGCCGGUGGUCGGAGCUACUUGUCGUUGGGUGUGAGUCAUGGUUAGAACUUUAGAACAACAAUGAAUAACCCACAACAAACUCUCUUUAACGGUGGAAAACACCACGACACAACAGCGUGUGACACAUAAACAUUUUGUAAUACUAGUAAUUGUACAUUUAUAAAAAAUGACCCAGCCGAAUUGCAUGCUGGGUACAUAAGAGAACACAAGAAGUAACUCUGUUACUACACGAAAACACGGAAAAGAGGGACACAGGAGGAGCCACCAGAGACCAGAGAAGCAUCAACACAACUUGUGUCCAAGAGAGGAGCCGAGUCUGUUUGGAGGGUAAAAUACGUGCGAUCAGAAAACGAUUUACUGCAAAGUCUGUCGAGCCGCUGGUGGCAACACUAGCAGCCACAACAAGCUAAAACGCUAACACGCUAACUAGCUACAGUCAUUUUCGGGUCAUUGAAUUAAUGUGUUUACUUGAAAAAGCAAAACUGUCACACACAGAGACACCGUCAGAAUCUUUCUAAAUCCCGUGAUAUGGAUUUUUGGCCAUACCGCCCAGCCCUAGUUCAAAGGUCACAUGUUCCUGCUUUUAUAAAGGUUUUGUCAAAGGUGGAUGUCUUAUAGUAAUAUUUUCUUUUGUAUCACACAGUCAUCGUUCAGUUAUUAGAGAUGAUUGUUGUUGUCCCUCUGAACAUUGACCACAACAUGAAUCCCUGGUCACUGUGGUAACCAAACCACAUUGUGUAGCUUCUUUGUGGCCUCCAGCAGCCUUCGUAGACCUUCUGAACCGAGCGGUCUCUGAAAUGGGACGGUCUGUCCUACGGGGGACUUCCUGCCUGCGCCAUCAGCUUUGGCUCCACUGCUCUCGUUGCCUAGCAACCUGCUGAGCUUGACAGUAAAAGCGCAGAUUAAGAAGAUAAUCUUCAUUUAAUUUAGAAAGAAAAGCUUCUCCUCCGGAGCAUGAUAUAUAUAUCAGGCUGGUUAUUUUAAAUUAAAUACUGUCAAUAAAAACCACAUCAGCAAACACA
Molecule: messenger RNA, 2865 nt
Organism: Pungitius pungitius (ninespine stickleback)
Lineage: Eukaryota; Metazoa; Chordata; Actinopteri; Perciformes; Gasterosteidae
Product: actin-binding protein WASF3-like
Exons: 11
Coding region: 120-1598 (492 amino acids)
Biological process (GO): actin cytoskeleton organization; positive regulation of Arp2/3 complex-mediated actin nucleation
Cellular component (GO): cytoskeleton; SCAR complex
Molecular function (GO): protein kinase A regulatory subunit binding; Arp2/3 complex binding; actin binding
Source: RefSeq, a predicted model, not a curated record